CGGGCGCUGCCCCCAUGUUCCCUGUCCCCUUGCAGCCGCUGCCCUCGCUCUGGAGGCUGGUGGAGGAGCAGGUGGUGCCCAGCGAGAAGCCCGAGGUGAAGAGCAUCCUGGGGGUGGACCUGGUGGAGCGCAGCUUGGAGCUGCACGCGGAGGUGGAGACCCUGGUGGAGCUGUGGCGGGAGGAGCGCUCGGCCUGCACCUGGCUGGGUCAGUGCCCCCCGCAGGGGGCCGGGGACUGGGCUCUCCUGACAGCCCCCACCCACCUCAAGGAGCUGGUGAGACGGGAGCUCCGGAUGCUGCUGUUCAGUCUCCAGCAGAAGGCGUCCCAGGAGGGCAGGGACGCAGCUGGGGCCAUCGCCAAGUACAGCCCCCACGUGGUCAGCUUUGCCCUGGGGCCACACGCUGGAGGGGAGUGUGCAGGACAGGACAGGUCCCUGUCUGGGGGCACCAGCACCAGCCCAGGACCUGGCCUUGUCCACCACCUGGAGUCCCUCAAGGACAAGCUGAGUGUCUCCCGCAUCCACCAGGUGCAGACCUAUCUCCGGGCCCUGCUGGAGGAGGAGUGCCGUGCCCUGGAGAGACACAUCUGCCACCUCCGGCGCUGCCUGGAGGAGGAACACCGAGCCGCUGCGGGGCCGGCGCAGGAGCCAACGAUGGCUGAGCUGCAGGAGCAGAGACGAGCCAUGGAGCGGGACCUGCAGCUGGGCCAGCUGGGCCCCAGGCCUGGCCUCUCCCAGGAGGUCCAGUGCCCUGAGCCUGUGGCCCCCCGACAGCCCAGGUGUCCCGUGGGCCUGGGGAGCCCGGCACCAGCCAGCGUGUUCCCCCGCCUGGCACCAGCCGCUCCGUCCCCGUCGGGCCGCCGAGAACCAGCCCCGCCAGCCCCAGGCACUGUGCUGGGCCGAGUGCCUCUCAACGGAUGCAGCUGCUCUCUGGGUGGCCUGGCUGGGGGGCUCCAUGGAGGGGCUGCGACCCCCGGCUGGGCCUCUGGGCACCAGGACCUGGCCACGCCAUCACCCCCAGGAGCUGGGGUUCCCCCUGCAAGCCCAGCCUGCAGCCGCCUGGCCCCCCCGCCAGUAGGGCCCAGCCUGGCCUUCCUCCCCUUGCCACCCGCAGAGCAGCACCCACCCCUGCGCCCCCUCUCCGGCCGCCACCUGAGGCUGCUGGGCUGCCAGGGGCCGAGCUAGCGCAGGGAGCCUCACCCUGCCUGCCCUGGGGCAUGGGAAGGGAUCCUGGGGCAGCCUGGCAUGGGCAGGAGGUCCUGCGCCAGCUCCCCCCAGCUCCAGUGCCGGUUAUUGCCCUGCUGGGUCCCUCUGUCC
This is a messenger RNA of Dermochelys coriacea (leatherback sea turtle), 1316 nucleotides long. RefSeq names its product coiled-coil domain containing 24 (gene CCDC24). The record is from RefSeq and is a predicted model, not a curated record. NCBI's taxonomy places the organism in Eukaryota, Metazoa, Chordata, Testudines, Dermochelyidae.